This is a messenger RNA of Perognathus longimembris pacificus (Pacific pocket mouse), 663 nucleotides long. RefSeq names its product pre T cell antigen receptor alpha (gene Ptcra). The record is from RefSeq and is a predicted model, not a curated record. Lineage: Eukaryota; Metazoa; Chordata; Mammalia; Rodentia; Heteromyidae. Bases 1 to 663 code for a protein of 220 amino acids. The transcript has 5 exons.
AUGGCUCAGCCCUGGCUGCUGCUCCUCCUGCCCCUCGGGUGUCCAGCCCUGCCCACAGAGAUAACCAGCCUCCUUAGGCUGGCACAACUUGGCGUGGGCGCCCCGCCCCUCCCCCCGCCGGCCCCGCCCCGGGCGCUGCAGGUGAGCGGGGCGCCGCGGACGCUGGUGAUCUGCCUGGUCCUGGACGCCGCCCCCCCCGGCCGCCACAGCCCCAUCUGGUUCUCCACGGGCAACGGCAGCGCGCUGGACGCCUUCACCUACGGCCCCGCGCCCGCCGCCGACGGCACCUGGAGCAGCUGGGCCCGGCUCUCCCUGUCCUCCGAGGAGCUGGCGGCCUGGGAGCCCCUGGCCUGCCACGCGGGCGCCCUGCGGACGCUGCCCCGGCCGCUGCCCGGGCACACACCAAUCCUCAAGAACUCACACUCUUCUCCUUGGCUUGCAGGAGAAGCUUCCCCAGCCAGGACUUGCUUCCAGGAUGAUCUCAGGGGGACACAAAGCCACGCCCUGCACCUGGGGGCCGUGAGGCUGCUGCUUUGCAAGCUGCUGCUCACAGAUGUGCUGCUGACCUGCCACAUCCUGCUCCUGCCCCGCCGCCCGCACUCAUGCCCCGCCAAGACCACUCAUCUCCCCUGGCCUCAGGGACCGAAGGACCCAGCGCCCUGA